AGGGGGUGGCCGCUGUGAAAGGGUUGGGGGGCUGGAGGAGGUGAGCUGAGGGAAUCGCCCCUGUAAAAGAGUCGGGGGCUGGAGGAGGAGAGCUGAGGAAAUGGCCCCAGGAAAAGAGUCGGGGGGCUGGAGCAGAUGAGUUAACGCAGGAGCAGAGGAGAGAAGUGACUCGCCCAGGUUCACAGGCCGAGAAAAGUGGCGGAGCGAGGAAAAGAAUCCAGGACCUUCCGAUUCCCAGGCCCGUGAACGCUGUAUUGCAUCUGUGAGCCCGCACCCAGCCCUGUGCCCAGGCGAGUCGACCACGCCGUGCUGAGGGCUCUCUCCGCUGGUGAGGCGGGAACCCGGCCAGCAUGAGCGAAAUCAACUGGAAGGCUUUGGACAACUUCCCCCUGCUGCUCUACAUCCUGGCAGCCAAAACGCUAAUCCUCUGCUUGGCGUUCGCGGGAGCCAAAAUAUACCAGAGCCGGAGGGUUGAAGCCCAGAGGCUUCGGGAGGCGAGCAAGAAUGCGGCCGAGAAGAAAGAUGAGUGAAGCGACCUUGAGGUGUGUGAUCUGUGGCAACUUGGGGUCCUCCAGUCCCGAGAGAGGAGAGAGAAGACGAUGGAGCCGGGGCCCUUCCUCCCCCAACAGUGUACGCUGACCUGAAGCGACGGGAGGACUUUUGGACGCUUGGAAUUCAAAGCAUCUAUUUUGCCUAUGCAAUAAAAUGUGUUUGUAAGAAA
Ornithorhynchus anatinus (platypus) is the source of this 721-nucleotide messenger RNA. RefSeq names its product small integral membrane protein 11A (gene SMIM11). Lineage: Eukaryota; Metazoa; Chordata; Mammalia; Monotremata; Ornithorhynchidae. The transcript is spliced from 5 exons. The coding region runs from base 351 to 530 and encodes 59 amino acids. The record is from RefSeq and is a predicted model, not a curated record.